Molecule: messenger RNA, 2851 nt
Organism: Nicrophorus vespilloides
Lineage: Eukaryota; Metazoa; Arthropoda; Insecta; Coleoptera; Silphidae
Gene: atos
Product: protein FAM214A
Exons: 8
Coding region: 357-2636 (759 amino acids)
Source: RefSeq, a predicted model, not a curated record
UGAUAAUUUGAAUGUUGUCCUACGAAACGUCUUAUUGAAUCAAUUCAAAUUGUUAUGAUGUUUAAGCAAUUUCAAUUUACGAUAAUUAAGAGCAGCACAUCGUCGUUAUACUUUCUCUCUAUAUGCUCCUGCUUUCCGAUGAGUUUGCGCGUAUCGUGAAUAAAAUAUUGCACGCGCCGCGCGCGUUGCUCAAUUCAACUCGAAAUUGCUGAAAGGUCCGUUCCACUUUUGCCCCCCAUUUCCGCAUUUCUAACCCAAAUGUCACUUAAAUAUAUACACAGUAUUGCAUCUGUUCCACUUCCUUCGUCCAAUGUAUGAGACAUAAACAAGCGAAAAAAUAAAACUGAAAAACACAAAUGACUGCCUUUCUUCGGAUAGUUCGGGCUAGGGAUGUCAAGAUGCAUAGUGCAAAUUUUGAUAUUGAGGCCGGAACCGGAAGGGAUGGUGGGGACGUGCUGGUUGCUAUCGCCGCCCUCGUUACCGAAGGUCGUAUCCCUGCCAAAGGGCCUCUAACUUCAGUCUCAUCAAAUGCCGCCACCUCUAAUCAUCGCGGCUUCUACGAAGGACCACAUUGCACUGCGACCACGAAAAGUACACCACAUAGUUGUAAUCCUACUGAUGAUUUGUGUCAAAGGUAUGAAUUCAUAAAAGAAAAAGUUUUAAAUUUAUGGCAAAAAGGGAUUCCCUUGUGUGUGGAGGUUUCAUUGGCUUCUAACUGCCCCUGUCGCGAAAACGUCGGCGACGAGAACAAUUCCGACGACGACUUGCUUUUGGAAAAAUGGUAUUUCUCUAUAACCCAAGAUAGACCGUCUGAUGUUUCGGUUCCGUUCAAUGUGAAUCAGCUGAUAAGCGCAGUUCGCUCGCAGCUUUAUUUCUCGCAAAUUUCUGCCUGGCUUUCGUGUCAGGACUUAGGUGCACCGCACAUAUCUAAUGCCAACCUGAAGUAUCGUUUAGCUAUACCAGGCGAAACUUUCGAUCAGCCAAAAUUUAAUGAAAAUGCAAACGAGCAUUUGUUUCCAACCACCGAUAUGGGAAAUGGCUUGCAACUUAAUGUGACACUCUUAAGCUUACCUCGGAUGUCGAAACCGCCUUCGAACGUAUGUACCAAAUGUAAAUCUGACGAUUUGAGUUCAGCAGAGGAUAUUUGGAUGUUGGACGAUCGAAUGCAUACCAAGUGCACUUUGAAGGGAAAGCACCGAUGUGAAGACUUUGAUGAUUUUGAUGUGAAGAAAGAGUACAAGUUCUUAAAGAGCUGCGGAAGUUGUAGUUUGUCACAGCCCUCUACUUCGGGCUCCAGCGAAAAGAGGAACAUUGAAAGCGUUGGCGCUGGAGUCGGCGAUACAAAAACCCCCAAGCUGGAUUUCAUGUUGAACCGAGACGAGUUUAGAGAGGCGAUGGGUGUCAUGGAAAAUGAUCUCAGCAAUCAGCAGAAUGGCCGUGGAGACGUCCUCCUGAAUGCGAUUUUACGCAGUUGCCGUCUCCAGGAUGGUGGGUCCGGUCAUAUGAGCGAAUGUGAUGUUAAAUGUGUUCAGAGUGAAUGUAAUAGUAGAAAUUUGAAGAUUAACGGCAGUGGAGAGAUAUUUUCAAAAAAAAUCUGUAGUUCUUUUAGUGAUAAUUGUGAUAGUGCCAGUAACAAUAAGCGAAAAGGUUGUAAAUCAAAGGUACGCCAGAAGAUUCAAUUCGAUGAUUUUAAACAGCCGGCGGACAAAUCGUCAAUUACAAUUGAUAUACCCUCGCCGUUCGAGAAGGCCAAGUUUAGGAAGAACUUGGAUAGUGCUGCAUCCAUGGUUUUUCAUUCACGCACAGGACUACCGCUGACCAGCAGUCCUGCACCCAUAAGACGUGGCAAGUCGUGUUUCGAUUACGAUUCCAGUAUUAACUCAGUGUCCGAUAUCAAAAGUGCAUUAUUCUCUGCGAGUUUCUCGACCGAUGACGAUAGUGAAAGUGACGGUAGUAUAGUUUCCCCCUGCAGCCCGGAAACAUACAUAUAUACACAAAAACCUCAACCUACGCCGGUCAAAGUAUAUAGACGUAGCCAUUCUGCAAACCUCUUAGGUAGUUUCGAAGAAUCAGUACUGAACGGUCGUUUGGAACCUGUCUCAACGGUUCAUGGUUUUAAAGCAGAACUUGGGGCUAGUGGCUCUUUCGUUCCAAGGCACUUGGUUGUUCCUGUUACUGUAUUUUUCUAUACUCUUGGCGAUAACGAUAAAGUUUCUUCACCUUAUCUGGGCCAUAUUAAUUUGGGUAGAAAAGGCUACAACGUGCCUAAAACCGGUACCAUUCAAGUGACUCUUUUCAAUCCUCUUGGUACCGUAGUCAAAAUGUUUGUCAUUAUGUACAACCUUGCAGACAUGCCACCAAAUUCUCAAACUUUCAUCCGACAGCGUACUCUUUACAUGCCAACAAAUUGUCACGAUAAGGAAUUGGAAUGGGGACCAAAGUGGCUACGAUAUUUAAUUCAUCUUAGAUUUAUGAGCUCAAAGUCUGGUCGUAUUUACUUGCACAGCGACAUUCGCAUGAUUAUCUUCAGAAAGUCUGAUGUAGACACAGCUACAGCACAUGGAAUUGAUAUGUGCUACGAAUUGCGCAGCUUCACGCACAUGCCUGUUAAUCCAAAGUACUCUCCUAGAAAGUGAAUGUUUUUUUUUUUUUUUUUAAGUGAGAUAAUAGUAGUCGAAACUGAUUGUGUGGUUCGAGGAAUAAUGCAUAUUCAUUUGUGAUAUAUUCGCAAUCAUUUGCGUAUUAUUAGUUUAUUUUUAUCAUCACCUCUGUUGGACAAUGCAUAUUUUUAUAAUAUAAUUGCUGGCGAUUGGAAAUGGUGGUCAUGUAUAUACAUAUGAAAAAGAAUUGU